AUGGCUUUAGCGUUAUCUCUAGCUCUUCCGUCACCUGCCAGAACGCCAUGGAGCCAUCACCCAUGCGUCGCGAAUCGAGCUGCUGAAAAGUCUCGUUCGUCAUUCACGGCGCCGCUCGUUAAUACUAGAAUCCGCCUCCGCCCGUUAAAUGCACGCCCGUGCUUUCGAGUCUCCGCCUCUUCCGCUAACAGCGAUGGUGGUCCUUCCGCGGAAACUUCCUCGGUCCCUUCCGCAUCUCCCACCACGGGUGACUUGAAUGACGUCACGCCGACAUCAGCGGGUCGCGAUACCGAGUCUGGCAAGGACUCGCAGCGGCAAUCAACUGCCACGUCAUCAGUCGGCCGGUCCCGCCGCGUCGCGGACUCGACGGACUGGAUAGCUUCGGCAGUGACGCGUAGGUUCGGCAUCGGCGCGGGGCUGGCGUGGGUGGGGUUCCUGGCGUUCGGCGUGGUGUCGGAGCAGAUUAAGACGCGGCGCGAGGUGUUUCUGGAAGAGAGCAACACGCGGGAUGUGGAGGAUGCCGAGGAGACGGAGCUCCCCAAUGGAGUCCGAUUCACCGAUCUGAGAGUGGGAGGCGGCGCCAUUCCUCAGAAGGGAGACCUGGUGCUCGUCUCCCUUACAGGCCGUGUCUCGUUACCAGCACAAGCCGAAGUUGCUGAUUCAGAAUCUGAAUCAUUAACAUUUAUCGACACCACAGCGCCUGGGGCGCGGGACCUGGUGUUUUCGUUUGGCAUUCGGCCGUUCCCCAGGGGGGUCACAGAGGGGCUGGUGUCGGCAAUGGCGACGAUGCGGGCGGGUGGGAGGAGAAAAGUUUUGGUGCCCGGGGAUCUUGGAGACGGAGGGGGUGGUGUUGGUGGUAGUGGUAGUGUUGGUGUUGGUGUUGGUGGGGCUGUCCUGGACUCUGCUGGAGCUCUGCUGGGGCUCUGCUGGGGCUCUGCUGGGGCUCUGCUGGAGCUCUGCUGGGGCUCUGCUGGGGCUCUGCUGGGGCUUUACUGGGGCCCUGAUGGGGAUCUGCUCUCUUGUGUUGCCAGCAAAGCUGUCAACGUGGCAUGGCAGCUUCAUGUCAUGAGCAAGGCAUGCAAUUCAUCCGAUGCGUGUGUUGGGCUCAGAAGAAGCCUGCAUGUGUGA
Molecule: messenger RNA, 1128 nt
Organism: Closterium sp. Naga37s-1
Lineage: Eukaryota; Viridiplantae; Streptophyta; Zygnematophyceae; Desmidiales; Closteriaceae
Source: the annotation of a GenBank genome assembly